AUGGAUAUUGCCGCUUUCUUUGGAGUAUGUGUUUGGAUGGUUCCUUUUGCCUACUUUAUUUCUCUAAGUGCUAAUGACAAUGCUUUACCAUCAUUUGAUCCAAAUAUACAUAAUACUGACUUUGCUCACGUGCGAAAUAAAGGUGGAAUAUUGAAAAAUCUGUUGAAUUUCGUUCUACAAAAAAAGGAUGAUUUAAUUCCAAUGGCAUCAGAUAUUUCAUCUUCCACCCUACAUGCACGGAAGAGCUUAUGA
This is a messenger RNA of Scutellospora calospora, 252 nucleotides long. Lineage: Eukaryota; Fungi; Glomeromycota; Glomeromycetes; Diversisporales; Gigasporaceae. The record is from the annotation of a GenBank genome assembly.